GAGCUCUUUCCCAGGCAUAUUGGCUUGCGAAAAUAUGGUGAUACUGAAUAAGUAGAAAUGCCUUGUUGGUGGGCGUAAAGAAGAAAAGGCAGAAUUCUUUGGCCCCGAUGGCGGUGCGGCACAUGGGCUUAGAUAAUUGGCGGGACGCUGCAACACGCGGCUUCCCCGGUUUAGUAGCCACGAUACGGUUCCUUACAACUCCAACAAGUGACGAGCUUCGCAGAACCAUCUGAAUGUGCGAGCAGCGUUUUGAUGGUCUCUUUGUUUACUGACAAUAAUUUACUUAUUUUUGCUCUUAUGAUCCACAACCGUCAAUAGAUCCGUUUCUCAUCGGGAAUCCGGGAGCCUAGUACUAUCACUUGGUAGCUUCUGUGUUUUGCGACCACGACGAUGAAGGGCUGGCUUCAGACCCUGUGCCUAUCAGCUCUGCUGGUAGGACGGGUGCUUGCGAAUGAAGUGGAAUUGAAACAAGAUGAAACUCAUCGGCAGCGUUGCUCGGGGAUGUACAGCCGCAAGGCUUGGGGUGGAAACACCGAUCCAUUUAUAUUGGCUAGAUUUUCGAAGGACUCAACUCUUACCGAGGGCAAUGAUCGCGUCAGUUUGGUCAUCUUUGAGUGGACUGAUGAGGAAUUGAUUGGGAGAUCCAUUUCGGACGAUGCUGAGGAGAAGGAGACCAUUUGCGAUGAAACCAGUGUCCAGGCCAAUUUGUGUACGUCAGAACAAAUAGGCUCCUUCAUUCUCGCCGCGAACGCGACCGAAGCCUCCGAAUUCCCGAUCAUCUCGAAAACAGUGCACCUCAGCAACCCCCAAGCCGUGAACUACCCCGUGAAAAAAACUGGUUUCUACUGUGUGAGCACAUAUGGAUACGAUCAAAAGGACUACAAAGCGGUGGUCGAGUUUAGGAAUGCAUACGGUGAACUUCCGGGUGCGCAAAUUGCCAAGCUGCCAUUCUAUGGAGCUUUGACAAUUGUCUACGCCGUGAUUGGAGCAUUUUGGGCAUUUUUAUACGUUCAGAACCGCCACGACAUCUUGCCCGUCCAGAACUAUAUAACCGCUAUUCUUGUCUUCCUGAUCGUUGAGCAGUUGAUGACAUGGGGCUUUUACGACUUCCAAAAUCGCCAUGGUUUGAAUGCCGGCGCCAAAGCACUUAUGGUGAUUGUAGCUGUGCUCAAUGCGGGACGCAAUUCAUUUUCAUUCUUCCUCCUUCUCAUUGUCUGUAUGGGUUACGGAGUCGUCAAGCCCUCUCUUGGCCGAACUAUGAUCUAUGUCCGGAUCCUCGCAAUCACUCACUUCGUCUUUGGUGUGAUCUAUGCUGUUGCGAGUUUGUCAAUUACUCCAGAUAGCGCUGGCCCACUCGUCCUUCUCAUUGUGCUUCCACUUGCCGGUACUCUGACUGCAUUCUACGUGUGGACUCUCAACUCGUUGAAUGCGACGAUGAAGGAUCUCAUUGACAGAAAGCAAAAGACCAAGGCUAUGAUGUACAAGAAGCUGUGGUGGUGCAUCUUGGGCAGUAUCAUUGUAAUCUUCGGAUUCUUCUUUAUCAACUCGAUCGCCUUUGCCGGUCGGAGUGAAGCCAGCUUUGUGCCCGAGCAUUGGAGGAGUCGGUGGUUUGUGCUGGAUGGCUGGCUCAACAUUGUCUACUUGUUUGACAUCGGAUUUGUUGCUUAUCUGUGGCGACCCACUGCCAACAACAGACGAUUUGCUAUGAGUGAUGAGCUCGCGCAAGAUGACGAUGGUUUUGAGAUCCGCUCCUUCAACAGUGGAUUGGAUGAAGAAGAUGCCUUUGCUCCCCCUGCCGAGAAUCAAUACGCGCAAGCACGCCGUGACCUGUCACCUGUGCCCCCUAAGCCUGUCCCUUCUGCACCACGUCAACGCGAGUCUCUUGACGGAGAAACUAUCUUUGCUGUUGGUGAUGAGGAUGGAGACAAAUGGUCCGAGGAUGAAGACGAAUCCCCUCGCAACUCGGGCGAGCACAAGAGGCUCACGGGCAAGCACUCGGAUUAGUCCGUUCGCUUUGUAUACUUUUUUUGCGGAUUUAACGGAGGUGGUUAGUUAGUAUAAAGUCGUUUGGUUUGUACUGCUAUCCAGGAGAGAGGUUCCUUCUUUUGUUCACUACUUGAUAAACAAGGUUUUGAUUUUGGUUUCUUCAUUGUCGUUGUGGUAUUUCUGUAUCACAAGCAUAUGAUGGCGUUUGGCCUAAUAGUGUAUGAUUGUUGAGCUGUUCAGUUUCCUAUUUAACGCCAUGAAUUUAUUUUCUAUGAUGCCUUUCUUUGGUCAUGAAUAAUUUAGACGUCUGGAUUUGGACAACGGACUUGUUCUCCGAGGAUUAGAGCCAACAGUAAAUCCUUCAUACCAGCUCAACCUGUAUUCUUGAAUAUAAUGAAUUUAUUACAUGGAAUUCUACUGAUUUUUCC
Aspergillus wentii DTO 134E9 is the source of this 2414-nucleotide messenger RNA. Its product is annotated as putative integral membrane protein (Ptm1). Gene Ontology annotation, biological process: retrograde transport, endosome to Golgi. The transcript is spliced from 7 exons. NCBI's taxonomy places the organism in Eukaryota, Fungi, Ascomycota, Eurotiomycetes, Eurotiales, Aspergillaceae. The record is from RefSeq and is a predicted model, not a curated record. The coding region runs from base 391 to 2004 and encodes 537 amino acids. Gene Ontology annotation, cellular component: Golgi apparatus; membrane.